Pungitius pungitius (ninespine stickleback) is the source of this 1664-nucleotide messenger RNA. It is a transcript of the gene f8a, whose product is annotated as coagulation factor VIII associated. Gene Ontology annotation, cellular component: early endosome. The transcript has 12 exons. Lineage: Eukaryota; Metazoa; Chordata; Actinopteri; Perciformes; Gasterosteidae. The coding region runs from base 80 to 1033 and encodes 317 amino acids. Gene Ontology annotation, biological process: vesicle cytoskeletal trafficking. The record is from RefSeq and is a predicted model, not a curated record. Gene Ontology annotation, molecular function: protein binding.
AUCGACUCUGUGAACCAAUGGCGAGGCUCCUCUCAGAUGCACUUCCUGGUUUGGUUUGUUUUGUUUCUCUGCAUUGAUCAUGGCUGCCGAGGGAGAUUUUCUGGCGAGAUACCGUGCCGUGUCAAAUAAACUGAAAAAACGUUUUCUCCGGAAGCCUAAUGUUGCAGAGGCAAGUGAGCAGUUUGGUCAGUUGGCUAAGGAGCUAAAGCAGCAGGACUGCCUUCAGUAUGCUGCCUUCUGUAACCUGGCCAUGGCUCGGUGUGAGCAGACUCUUUUUAACGCUCCCGGAGAGGCUCUGGCGUUGACUGAUGCAGCCCGCCUCUUCCUCUCCUCUGAGAAGGAGAACCGGGCGCUGCAGGCACCGGGCUUUGACGAGCACCUUCAAGCUGCGCUCAACUGCUACAGCUUCGCCGUCAAGGUGCACAUCGAGAUGAACCAGCCUGUGAUGGCAGCCAGCCUGUGUCUAGAACUCGGCAAUGCUCUCAAGGAGAUGAACCGGCCAGGAGAGGCUAUCGUUCACUUCCAGAGGGCUGCGGAGCUGCAAACACAGACGCCAAUUGAAAAUCUGCUGUCGAUGGGAGAAAUGGCCACGUGUAAAAUUCUCACCCGUGACUACGACGGCGCUCUGUCGGUGUUCACAGAGAUGCAGCUGACGUGCCAGGAGAGAGGACUGCAGCUACCGGGCAUCAACACUCCUGUUGGGGCCUUUUUGGACAUUGUGGCAAAAUGUGAAAUCUCCAGAGUUCUGCUGCUCAUGUUACUUGAGCCUCCUCCUCAGAAACUGUUACCGGAACAUGCCCAGACCCUUGAGAGAUACGCAUGGGAGUCUUUUGAGCCUCACAGCCAAGUGACUUUCCUCCCGGAGAAUGUUUUCCUGCUCCUGCAGUCGGUCGUGAUGGCGUGUCAGGAGAAAGACACAGAGUCCCUCAAGUCUCUUCAGAUUGAGCUUUGGCCGUUUCUGACUGCAGAGCAGAAUCACCUUCUCCACCUGGUGGUUCAGGAGCGCAUCACACCGUCUGGACAGGGCAUUUAGUCAGCAAGGGUUUUACUCACUUCCUCUGGGAUUGACUCUGUAUAUAAUGGAACAUUCCUGAUUCUGACUGGGCCUGUUGUAAGGCCCGAGAAACUGUUGUUUUGAAAACCUCCAUGUUGUAUCUGGCACUGAUAGAAAUACACAAACUUUUCUCUUUUAGAAAGCAAACUCCCAGAUUUCAGAAUCUGUGAAAGCAAAGAGUAUUUCGUUGUACUGUGUGUUGUGAUUUAAAUUAAAAUGAAUUUGAAUGAGAUCUCGGAUGCUCUUGAGACACUGAACUAAUGAAUGCAUAUGUAUUAUGCAACAGAGCAUAGUUUAACUUAAAUAGUUUAAUAGAGGAAACACAAAAGCUUUUGGUAUAAUUUGUUUUAUUAAUAAAUGAUAUGGCUUGAAUUCCAAUAUAAGUACAAACACAUUCUACUGCAUAAUUUCUGAAAUAUGGUGAAAUGAAACCACCUUGAUCUCUGUUCAGUUAAAGUUCCCCUGUACACAUUGCAUGCUAUCUGAUAAUAGCAGCCGAAAUACAAAAUAAAACAGUAAAAAAUGUUACAAAAAUAUAAGAAUUUUACAUUAAAAAGGAUACAUUAUACUAGUAAAAUGAGAAUACAUUAUUAAAACUACUUGUGCUGUA